AUGGAGCUGAGUCUCUCACAAGAUUAUAAGUGUUUGGUGAAAGGGUUGAACACCUGGGAGCUACCAAGUGACCUCAUCCCUUCUGAACUCCUGAUUAUUAGUGAAGCUUCCUUCCCAGUGCUGGUGAAUAAAAAUUACCAGGUGCUCAUUGCUGCUUCCCACUAUGGUCAGGGCCGUAUAGUGGUCCUGUCACAUGAAGGCUACCUGAAGGAUGCCAAAAUGGCUCCCUUUCUCCAAAAUGCUGUGAAAUGGCUUGGGCACUGCGAAGGAUAUACUGUUGGAGUGCACACAUCUGUAGAAUGUCUGGCUAGUAUGCUCUGUGACACUGGCAUUGAUGUGCAGAAUGUUCACCACUUUCAGGACUCACUGAGGGUUUUCUGCACUGAUGCCUUUGACAGCACCUAUGCCAAACAGCUGAUUCAAUUUGUGAAGAAUGGUGGGGGAUUACUCAUUGGAGGCAAUGCUUGGCAAUGGGCAAAAGAACAUGGUCACAAGGUACUAGGCGACUUCCCUGGGAACCAUGUGACUAGUGUGGCUGGCAUAUACUUCACUGAAACCCAAGCAGAUGCCAGUUCUCUUAAGUUCUAUACGAAGAUACCCAAGACUCCCAUCUUGGUCAAGUUUGGGGAGGAGAUCUCCCAAGACCAGCACCAGCUGCUGGAUGGAAUCUCAAAGCUGGACCUCUCAGAGUGUGGGAUUCUCUCUCCACUGUUGGUGCAUGGAGCUUUGGCUUUCCCUCUUGGACUUCAUCCCAACUUUGCCUGUGCUGUGGCAGGAGCUCGCUACGGCAGAGGUCGAGUGAUAGUUCUUUCUCAGGAGGGCUUGCUCUUCUCCUCCAAAUUGUUCCCUUUUCUGAUCAAUGCUGUUCACUGGCUGAAAGGAGACCAAACAGGCAGAAUUGGAGUGAUCCCUGAAUGUGAAAACCUAUUCCAUAAGCUCACUGAUAAUGGCAUGAAAUGUAGUUUAGAAAGCAACCUGACUGCUGACAUGAGCGUUUACUGCUGCAUUGCCUAUGAUGACAGUAAGGCAAAGCAAAUUCUGGAGUUUGUGGCAGAAGGAGGAGGGUUACUGAUUGGAGGCCAAGCCUGGUCAUGGUCCCAACAAAACCCAACCAAGUGUGUUUUGACUGGCUUUGCUGGCAACCACAUCCUCAAUCCCUUUGGCAUAUCCAUCCUUAGUCAGGGUGUAAAGAAGGGCCUGUUGUUUGAUUGUCCUGAGCCUGGGCAAAAAAGCUAUCACUUCCGCUUAGCUAUGGCCAACUUCUUUGAGGAGGUGAAAAAUAAGAGUGGAAAGUUCCUGAGGCAUUGGCAAGGGAAGCUCAUCAAGGAUUAUUCAGCCUUCCUGUGGAUAUCUACGAGAGAAACCCCCAUCUAUGACUCUGUACAUCGAAUGUUAAUGAAGGUGAUAAAGAAAACUAAGCUCCCCAUUGUCAACAGUCACGAACCUUUCUUCAAAUACUUCUGUAAAAGCAUUCUGCUCUGCCUGGCCUCUGAACUGGCCUAUGUCAGAAUGGAUUUUGCUUCAGAAAUCUACAAAUCAGGGGACCCAACUUCCAUCUUUCAUUCAUACUCAUCAGCAGCUUCUGUCAACAAGGAGAUGAAUCUCACCAGUCACAGUAAGAAUGGGUCAUUGGUACAAAUUGGCUGCCACAGUGAUGACUUGACUGUGUAUAAUAAGACAGCCAGAGCACCUGUAGUUGUUUACCAACAAUACUUGGAUAAACCAUAUAACUCAAUCUCCAGCCUCUGGGGUGGCCUUCUCUACAUUAUUGUGCCCCAUGGCUGUUCCUUGGGAAAUACAUCUGUCAAUUUUACUGGAGCUGUACCUGCCCCUUACUUCAUACUUGGAAAGACAUCAGUGGAGGAAUGGAAGAAUUCUAUCCGCCACUAUCCAGUGCCAUGGGGGGAGUUACAGGCAGAGAGUAUUAUCUUGACAGUGCCAGCUGAAAAGCUACAACAUCUAGAGAACCCCGAGCCAGUGCUCCACCUCUGGAAUGAGAUGACAGAAGCCAUAGCCAAACUUGGAGGCAAGACCAGCCCCUUUCCUCGACAUGAGAGAAUUGUGACUGAUGUGCAAAUCUCAACAGGUUGGAUGCAUUCAGGGUACCCUAUCAUGGGCCACCUAGAUAUUGUGGAUUGCCUGCUCUCUGAAGACAAAAUAAGGAAAAAUGGCUUAUGGGUCCCCCUCCAAGAGCUAGGACGUAAUCAACAAUGUAAUGCCUGGGAGUUCCCCCACCAUACCACUGAUGCCACGUGCAACAUCUGGACUGUCUAUGUGCAUGAGACAGUUCUGAACAUCUCCCGUAAUGAUGCACACCCUGCAUUGAAGCCUAAAGAACGGCAAAAGAGAUUAGAAGAAUAUCAGAAAAAUGGGGCUUCCUUGUCAAAGUGGUAUGGUUGGACAGCCCUGGAGACAUAUCUGCAGCUACAGGAAGCUUUUGGCUGGGAGCCUUUCAUCCAAGUCUUCAAAAAGUAUCAACAACUGUCUGGAGUGCCUGGGGACAAUGACAGCAAAAUGAAUGUGUGGGUGAUUAAAUUCUCUGAGCAGGUGCAGAAGAAUCUGGUUCCUUUCUUUAAGGCCUGGGGCUGGUCUGUUCAGAAGGAAGUGGCUGCUACCAUUGCCCAUCUGCCUGAGUGGAAGGAGAACCCCAUGAAAAUGUAUUGCCAUGAGAAUUAA
Molecule: messenger RNA, 2676 nt
Organism: Phascolarctos cinereus (koala)
Lineage: Eukaryota; Metazoa; Chordata; Mammalia; Diprotodontia; Phascolarctidae
Product: TRPM8 channel-associated factor 2-like
Biological process (GO): positive regulation of protein targeting to membrane; regulation of DNA-templated transcription
Cellular component (GO): plasma membrane
Molecular function (GO): DNA-binding transcription factor activity; sequence-specific DNA binding; transmembrane transporter binding
Source: RefSeq, a predicted model, not a curated record